Molecule: messenger RNA, 1974 nt
Organism: Ascoidea rubescens DSM 1968
Lineage: Eukaryota; Fungi; Ascomycota; Saccharomycetes; Ascoideales; Ascoideaceae
Exons: 1
Coding region: 1-1974 (657 amino acids)
Source: RefSeq, a predicted model, not a curated record
AUGCCCCAAUCAGGAACAUCUUAUAAUGCUUUCUCCAUCGUCUUCACCAUCCAGCAACAGCACCUUCAGCACACCAUGAACAAAGUAGUUUUUCCCAGGCCCAACAGCUUUCUUUUGACUUUUAAUACACAAUCCAUACGUCUUUCUUCUAACUCCCCCGAUUUUGAUGAAUCCUUGCUCAGCUUUCUCCUCAAACCAACUGCCCGAAAAUCAUCUCCAAAGAAAGCUCUUCAAAAGGAAACAGAAGCUAAUCGCCAGGAAAAAAGCAGAAUAAGAUUCCACGAUUUGAAAAAAUUCGAUAAAAAGAAUUUCAAUAACGCUCUAGAACUAAUUAAAUUCUCAAAAAACAACCAUCCCUCGUUAUUCGAUUUAAAAUUUCCAAUCUCUGAUUCCGAAAAGAAAAUUGUGACCAAUGAUCUCUCAAAUUUAUUGAAUUUGAUCAACCUACCAAAGGCCUCUUUAAACGACUCCUCAAAUUUACUAUACAAAUCGCAUUUCGAUAACAUUUUUAAUAAUAUCAACGAUAUUAAACAAAUCAAAAAGAAAAAUCAAAAUCAAAAUCAAAAUCAAAAACUAAUUGAUGACAAGUUCUAUCUCAAUUUAAACCCGGUAAAUUUAGAUUUAUAUGUUCAAUCCACCAAAAACGAGGAUGAAUUAUUCCACAUAUUUACCAUUUUUUUUCUUAAUAAAAAGAUUCAUUUGAAAUUUUUAUUACAAAUAAUAUUCAAUCCUAAUUUCAAAAAUGUUAAUUAUGUUAACAUCAUUUACAAUGAAAUUAACAACUUCAUUUCCAAUGACAAUAACAAUAACAAUAACAAUAACUCUAACAUGAAACAAUCUCAAAAGGAUAAAAAUCCUUUGCUAUCUUGGGACUACAAUGUCGAUUCAAUAACCUUUCAAGUAGCCAUCAUGCUGAAAUACUACUCUUUAGGCCAUUAUAAAGAUUGUAAAUACCUAUUCAAUUUUUAUUUCCUGAAUAAAUGGCUACCGUACUUAUCAAAUAUCCACGAAAACUAUAUCAAUAAGUUAUCUUUACGCUGUGAAAGAAAAAUAUGGAGACACUACAUUUUAUACAAUAAAAAACAUAUCGACUCAUCUGAUCACAAUCUUAACCCUAAUAACAACCAAUUUUUAAAACUAAUGAAAGAAAAUAAUCUUGAUAACAACUUGAAAACUCUAUUCUUAUUAUUCGAAGCAUUACCAAAAGUAUUUUUGAAAACUGAAAUUACAAACAAUUCAAAAAUUAUUAAAAAUCCCUUUUCACCAUUUUUCAAUCAGCUACUAACUUUAUUCAAUAACUACUAUCAAUCCAAUAUUAACACUUUAAACAAUUUCGAUAACUUUAAUUUGAUAACUGAAAAACAAGUAUUAUUAAUCAAUUUAAUCACUCAGUUGGCGAAAUCUCCCAAUAGUAUCCCUCAUAAUUACCAUGAAAUAAUAUCUCGAUUGCAAUUCAUCUCAAUAAAAUACAGUAUUUCAAUUGAUAAUAAAAAUUUGUACGAUCUAAAUAAAAUAAUUAAUUCAUAUAGAAAUUUAACUUCUAAAAAAUUCAAUAUUAUCAAGAAAAACAGCUUCUUGAAAAGAAUCUUCGCAAUGCCUUAUAAAAAUUCAAAUAGUUUUUUCAAUAAUUCAGAUUCAAAAACAAAGUCAGACUCAGACUUAGGCUCAAAAACAAUCCAAGUAACAAUCAAUGGUAAAGUUCAAUACUUAGACGAUAUGACUGUUGACAAUAACAAAUUGCAUUUAAAGAAAAAUUCAAUCACACACAAUGAGUUGUAUAAAUCAUACAAAAAAAACGAUCAACAGUUUAGAAAUGAAAUCAUCCAAAUCAAUUCGCUCAUCAAAGAUAAGGAAAUCAAUUCCAUAAUCGAAACCUAUAUAUCCAAACGCAACGAGAAUGUCUAUAAAAACAUUGAAAAGGAAGCAAACUCCUCUGAAAGCGACUCUGAUGAGACUGCUUACAAGUUUGCUUAG